Aspergillus calidoustus is the source of this 2718-nucleotide messenger RNA. The record is from the annotation of a GenBank genome assembly. NCBI's taxonomy places the organism in Eukaryota, Fungi, Ascomycota, Eurotiomycetes, Eurotiales, Aspergillaceae.
AUGGAUCACUCAAUCCAGCGGUUGCUGAACGACAAAGCUUAUGAUCGGAGGAAGCAAGGGGCCUUGGAGCUCGAGAAAGUCGUUCGGGACUCUGCCUUCAGAGGAGAUCAUGAAGUCAUUCAGAAGAUCGUCGACCAGCUCUGUCACGACUACGCCUACGCCGUUCACCAACCCCAUGCUCGAAACGGCGGUUUAAUCGGACUUGCUGCAGCGUCGAUAGCCUUAGGAUCUGAGGGAGUAGCUCCCUAUUUGAAAGAGAUCGUGCCGCCGGUUUUAGCUUGCUUUUCAGAUCAGGAUGCAAGGGUUAGAUAUUAUGCUUGCGAGAGCAUGUACAACAUUGCCAAAGUCGCAAAAGGAGAGAUCUUGCUUUUCUUCAAUGAAAUCUUUGAUGCGCUUAGCAAGUUAGCUUCGGACUCUGAGCUGUCCGUCAAGAAUGGAGCAGAACUGCUCGAUCGGCUUGUCAAAGAUAUUGUUUCCGAAUCAGCUGCACACCAUGUGUCAGUCUUACAGCUCUCAGAAAAACAGUCCUCCGACCCCGAUGGCGUAGUGGACGAACUCCCAACAGCAUUUUCGCUACCGAAAUUUAUACCAUUGCUCAAAGAACGCAUACAUGUUCUCAGCGCUUUCACGCGGACGUUCUUAGUGUCAUGGCUGACUUUGCUGGACACGAUCCCUGAUCUAGAGCUGGUUUCUUACCUACCAGAAUUUCUAGGAGGGUUGAUUAAAUUCCUAGGCGACCCCAACAGGGACGUCAAUGUCGCCACGCAGGGGCUGCUUGAUAGGUUUCUGGCGGAGAUCAAAAGGAUCGCUCGUCUCAAGAAAGGGCUAGAAGAAAGCCGCAAAGGCCAAAGCGACAACCGACGCUCGAUCACUAGUGACAGCACUGGCUUGACUACAGACCCAACGGUUGCCAUCGAUACCGAUAGCCAGGAUAACGCCAUUGAGGACUCGGAAGCGGAAUCUGUCGGUACUGAAGAAGAUGGUUUGCAGGCCGAUGGAGACUGGAUUCCUGGCCAAGAUGUACAAAUCGACUGCCCGAAAAUCUUGGAUAUCCUCGUUGGCUUUGUUGAUACCUCUUUUGACGAGGAGAUGCAGUUGACUGCGCUGCGAUGGAUUGAUAGCUUUUUUGAAAUCAGUCCCGGAGAUAUCCUCCCAUUCGUUCCCCGUCUGCUUGACCAAGUGCUCCCAGCCCUGUCUAGUGACUCGGACCAAGUACGACAGGCAGCGCAUCGUGACAACACCUCGCUAUUGGAUUACAUCUUCAGCUUAUCCCUAUCUGAAGACAAUUCAGACGAGGCCCGGCAGAUGAAAUUACACACGACAACCACGAAAGGAUUUGCUGAAAGAAGAGCGUCCACGCCAACUAGUAGACCGGAGGCCUCAGGAACCGACUCCAAGAAGGCCUCACCGCGAAAUAGCAUCCUAUCCGCUGCUCCAUCGGCCCCCGCGGAUCUCGACUAUAGCUCGGCUGUCAGUUCACUUACUCUACAGUUCUUGAAUGAACACGAAGUUACCAGAGUAGCUGCCCUGUCAUGGCUGCUAAUGCUGCACCGCAAAGCUCCAAAGAAGGUCGCAGCGUUCAACGAUGGGAUAUUCCCGGCCCUUCUCAAGACACUGUCUGAUCCAGCCGAAGCUGUUGUUACCAAAGACCUCCAGCUUCUGUCACAGAUAUCGAGGAACAGCGAGGAUAGUUACUUCAAAUCGUUCAUGGUGAACUUGCUGCAGCUAUUCUCUACCGAUAGGAGCCUGCUCGAGAACCGAGGAAAUCUUAUCAUCAGACAGCUAUGCAUGAACUUGAGUCCAGAACGGAUUUAUCGCACCCUCGCAGACUGUCUCGAAAAGGAAGAUGACAUUGAGUUCGCAAGUAUCAUGGUUCAGAAUCUCAACAAUAAUUUGAUAACUGCGCCCGAGCUUUCAGAGUUACGGAAACGAUUGCGAAACCUGGACUCGAGGGACGGCCAGACAUUCUUCGUAACUCUAUUCAGGUCUUGGUGCCACAAUGCCGUGUCAACAUUCUCCUUAUGUUUGCUUGCUCAGGCAUACGAACAGGCGUAUAAUCUCCUUCAGGUUUUCGCCGAGUUAGAAAUGACAGUCAACAUGUUGAUCCAAAUCGACAAACUAGUACAGCUCCUUGAGUCUCCCGUUUUCACCUAUCUCCGUCUUCAACUUCUCGAACCCGAAAGAUACCCAUACCUCUACAAGUGCCUUUACGGCGUUCUCAUGCUCCUCCCUCAGAGCUCAGCCUUCGCAGCGCUCAAGAACCGACUCAACAGCGUCAGCAACAUCGGCCUGCUCCAUACCGGACCCCGUCUAACCUCAAUGGCCUCAACCACGACCUCAACCUCCUCCUCCUACGACCGAAGCAGCACGCGCCUCAAAAAUCGCGACGAAAACUCCAUCCGCUGGGUCGACCUCCUUGACAAAUUCAAAUCCGCCCAGGAGAAGACCCGCUCCUCGCAGCGCCCCUCCCAACAACGGCUUUUCGAUAAUGACACUACAGCAUCAUCAGCGUCGGCUCUCCAAAACACUACACUCACAUCUGCCGAUCAGAUUCGAAGAGAUAAGAGCUUACCGGACCCGCCACGCCCUGGCUUCGGGACGGCAGGAGGUCGGGCUUCACCGGCUGACAGUACCGGCGGUGCGCAGAAGGGGAGGCAGAAGUCGGGGUUACCGAAUUUGUCGAGGCUGAGGCUUCCUGGAGCGAAGAAUAAACGAUGA